AUGGUGGCACCGUCCUCCCUCCCAGCGACGUCCUCGCACCCGCACAGCACCAUAGCAUCUGCCACAUUCGACCAAAGCCGCGAGCUCGGCCAGGUCGAUCCCAAACCCCCACAGCAGGAUGGAGCAGCGGUAGCAAGUCCGCCUGUCGGUGCGGCAGGCAAUCUGAAAGAGCGCAAACCAUGGGCACAUCUCGUAGCGGGCGGCGCAGGAGGGAUGACCGCGGCGACACUCACAUCGCCCCUGGACGUGCUCAAGACGAGGCUACAGAGCACUUUCUAUCAGUCGCAGUUGGCAGCGAGCAGAGCAGCAAAGGGGAUCCCACCGCCGAGUCAGAUGAGCUUUCUGAGAGCGAGCUGGCUGCACAUCAGUGAGACGGGACAGAUUCUGGCACAAAUACCGAAAGUCGAGGGCUGGAGGGCGUUGUUCAAGGGGUUGGGACCGAAUCUGAUCGGUGUGGUGCCGGCUCGAGCAAUUAACUUCUGGGCGUAUGGAAAUGGAAAGAGAGUGUACAGCAACUGGCUCUUCAACGGACAAGAGAGCGCUGGCGUGCAUCUGCUGGCAGCUGCGACCGCGGGUAUCAUCACGGGCACAGCUACGAACCCUAUCUGGCUGGUAAAGACGAGGCUACAACUGGAUAAACAGAAUGCAGGGCCUGGUGGACAAGGGAGGCAGUAUCGCAACGCAUGGGAUUGUGUCGCUAAAACAGUGCGGCAGGAGGGCAUCAGAGGACUGUACAGGGGUCUUUCAGCAUCAUACCUGGGUGUGAGCGAGAGUACUCUCCAAUGGGUUCUCUAUGAACAAGCGAAAAGCUCGCUAUCCCGACGACAAGCACUUAUCGAAGCACAACAUCGCCAGCCGACCGCUUGGGAUAAGACAGUUGAAUGGACUGGUAAACUUACGGCAGCUGGUGGAGCCAAGUUUGUGGCUGCUUUGAUCACAUAUCCUCACGAAGUUGUGCGGACGAGAUUACGGCAGGCGCCAGUGGAUGCUUCUGGACGAGUCAAAUACACUGGACUCUGGAGCUGUUUCGUCACAGUCUUCAGAGAAGAAGGCAUGCCAGCUUUGUACGGCGGUUUGGUCCCUCACAUGCUGAGAGUGGUGCCCAGUGCGGCUAUCAUGUUCGGCGUGUACGAAGGUGUACUGUGGAGUCUGGGCGAGAGCUCUGGUGUAUAA
Zasmidium cellare ATCC 36951 is the source of this 1173-nucleotide messenger RNA. RefSeq lists its product as uncharacterized. NCBI's taxonomy places the organism in Eukaryota, Fungi, Ascomycota, Dothideomycetes, Mycosphaerellales, Mycosphaerellaceae. The transcript has a single exon. Gene Ontology annotation, cellular component: mitochondrion. The coding region runs from base 1 to 1173 and encodes 390 amino acids. Gene Ontology annotation, biological process: pyrimidine nucleotide import into mitochondrion. The record is from RefSeq and is a predicted model, not a curated record. Gene Ontology annotation, molecular function: pyrimidine nucleotide transmembrane transporter activity.